Messenger RNA from Ixodes scapularis (black-legged tick), 2793 nucleotides. RefSeq names its product cathepsin O. The coding region runs from base 383 to 1474 and encodes 363 amino acids. The transcript has a single exon. The record is from RefSeq and is a predicted model, not a curated record. Gene Ontology annotation, molecular function: cysteine-type endopeptidase activity. Lineage: Eukaryota; Metazoa; Arthropoda; Arachnida; Ixodida; Ixodidae. Gene Ontology annotation, cellular component: lysosome.
GAACCGGCUAACUGUGGCUAACCCCUUCGCAUCGGGUGCUGGAUUUAGCCAUUUAGCCACUCGUAUUAUUUUCCUUGAUUUUUCUCCGCUGCCUUCCAGGUUGGGCGGUUGGGCCAGUUGGGCCAGGCUGGGCCAUUUGGGCUCACCCACCGAUCAGUGGGUUCGCCUGUCAUGCAACAUAUACCUUGUGUCAUGUAUGUACAAAGCACUGUGAUACAAAGCGAGUCAAUCCGUUGUCACGCAACGGAUUCAACGCCGAUGCAGCACGAAGUAACGCUUAGGCUGACAGAUACCUAUGGAGCGCAACGAUAAGCCAAGAUAAAUACGAUGCCUGCCCGCCAGAUAACCGAUUGUAACAAACAAUCCACCCCGCUCAACGACCAUGUUAACCCCACGGUCUCUGGCUUUCGUUGCCGUCAUCCAGCUGAUCCCUCUGCACCACGGAGACGGCCGACUGCACGUCCUCCGAACCGAAACGGACGACACCAACCGUACCGCCGAUCCGUCCGUGGAAGCCGCAUUCGAACAGUACGUCAAGAGGUACAACAAGACCUACGCCCCUGGCAGCGCCGAAUACUCCAAGCGACUGAAUGCGUUCCGGGACGCCCUGAUUCGAAUCGAGGACCGUAACCGACACGGCAACCACAGCAACGGCGCCCUGUACGGUCUCACGCCGUACUCCGACCUCACUCCGGACGAAUUUCGGGCACUCCUCGCCACUUUUGCGCCGGCGGAAAACACGCGGACCGAGGCUAACGAGGUCGAACACGACGAUCUCCAACUAGCGCUGCCCGGUGCAACGUCUCCCAGGUAUCCGCCCAAGUUCGAUUGGAGGACUCGGGGCGUCGUGACGGCUGUCCGCAACCAGCGCGACUGCGGGGCCUGCUGGGCAUUCAGCACGGUGGAAACCGUGGAAACCAUGCACGCGCUUGCCGCUGGCACACUGACAGGAUUCAGCGUUCAGCAGAUGAUCGACUGCUCCAACAACUCGAACCAUGGCUGCAACGGCGGAGACACCUGCGCCGCACUCAAGUGGCUCAAGGUCAACCGCAUCAAGCUCGUCCGAGACAGCGUGUACCCGUUCAAGGCCGUUACCGGAAGUUGCCAGCAUCCAGCAAGUGAUGUCACGGCAGAAGUCUCGGACUACACCUGCGACCGCCUGGUCGGAAACGAGGAAAGGAUGAUCGACAUGCUUGCCAACGUCGGACCGCUGGUCGUGGCCGUGGACGCCACCACCUGGCAGGAUUAUCUGGGAGGAGUUAUCCAGUUCCAUUGCGACGCGGGCAGGAACCACGCAGUUCAGAUCGUGGGCUAUGACCUUACAGGCGAUGUUCCCUAUUACAUUGUGAGGAACUCCUGGGGUAAACAGUUUGGAAACGACGGCUACCUUUACAUAGCCGUCGGCAAGAACCUGUGCGGUAUUGCCGAGGAAGUCUCCACGGUUCGGGUCAAAAACCCAGCCGGCGGUAUUUAACGACGGAGAUUGAGGUGCGCCAAACAAGAACGCAUUUGCAUUCGAGCUUCCCGCAGGAACCCGGUAGACCAGAGUUGGUAGUCAGCGACAGCUUUUAGAAAAGACGACCGGAACAAUUUUUGAUCAACGGAAGUCGUGUUAAGCUCUUCAAGCUGUUGAUACAAUCUGUGAAAAACAAAGAUGAAAGCAAAACUAUUAUCGGGGACUUCUCUCCGAGCUAACGCAGUCAAAGCUAUUGCAAAGCAAAUUGGACUUAGCUAGCAGGUCCGCCCGACACUGGUUUACACCAUAGAUAAGAAAUUUAGCCAGUGCACCAGCCUACGAUAUUUAGCGUGCAGUAGUGAUAGGCAAUCGGGCACCUUGUUCACCUUGAUCAAACCUAUGAAGGCUCUUUGCUUCUUCCAAAUGGCCACAGAAAGCUGUUCUUGAGUAGCAUCUUCAGUUGGCUGCUUUCUACGGAUCAAAACUGAAACACGAUUGUACUGUUCAUUCUUCGGCAGCCAUAUACAAUUGUGUGCGGAGUGCAACAAACUGCCCAAACUUUUUGGGGCGACGUUUUCAGCAUUAUUUUGUUUCACUAAAUAGGGCUCGUGUCGCGGCAUGUGUGCCACACCCGGCAAUUAUUCUUUGUACAUCCCACCGGCAAUACUCAAAACUAUGCACCCACUUGCACCGAAGCACACAUAAUGAGCCAACUUGCUGCUCACGUCCUAGUAGGAGUCUCGUGAUCAAUGCUGCUUCCUAAUUGUAGUUGCAAGGGUCACGAGCGUGUUAGUGUGCCUCCAAACGGUUUAUUGGGCGUUUCCUCGUACCAUUCGUUACGAUGCCCCAUCUUGGGAACAACGGUGGGAAAACCUAGGUCAGUGGUUCUCAACCAUCGAUGUUUCGCAGACCCUUGUGGAUCUGCUGAGAUGAUGAAGAGCCCCAUUUGUGGUGACAGGAGAGGAAAGGUACAGGUUACAUAUAUUAAUGAUUUGGUAAAUUCACAUAACUUAAGGGCUAAUAUGAAGCAGACCUCUCUUGUUGACAUACACAAUUGAGAAAACUCGUCCAGAAACCAAAACAUUUCUUCUCGAUCUGAAAAAAUACAACUUUUAUUGCCGAGCUUGACUGACGAGGCAGGGCUUCGCGGACCCCAAAAGGUUUGCGGACCCCCAUUUGAGAACCACUGACCUCGGUCUUUAGCUGGGAAAGCGGUGCCAAAGUGUACGGGACGAUUUCUACCCGCAGUCUUUUUGAGGGCUUUUGCCUGUCCUUUCACCGUGCAUCAAAUGUAUUUUUCGAAGCUGCCCAAACAAUAAAAACAAAUAUUUCGGGAA